Messenger RNA from Hevea brasiliensis (rubber tree), 1305 nucleotides. Its product is annotated as esterase-like. The record is from RefSeq and is a predicted model, not a curated record. NCBI's taxonomy places the organism in Eukaryota, Viridiplantae, Streptophyta, Magnoliopsida, Malpighiales, Euphorbiaceae. The transcript has 6 exons. Bases 1 to 1305 code for a protein of 434 amino acids. Gene Ontology annotation, molecular function: hydrolase activity, acting on ester bonds.
AUGAAGCUGAAAUCGCGCCUGGAAAAUGCCCCCUCUAUGCGUGCAUUGAAGAAGAAGCAUCUUGCUUCUGAGCCGUUGCUGCCAUUGCUUCGGCCAAUUGACAGCUUGCCGGUAUCGUUGGGUGGUGGAGCUUUUUCUCCAGCUGCUGUUGGUGGCCAAAGAUCUGCCAUUUCUUCAUUUUGCUUUCUUCUUCUAGCCUUUGCUGACAUCUUGAACCCUACAUUUGCUUUGAGAAGCUGUAAGUUUCCGGCAAUCUUCAACUUCGGUGACUCAAAUUCUGACACCGGUGGAUUGCCUGCUGCCUUUGGUCCCCCUAAUCGUCCUUAUGGGAACACCUACUUUCACACGCCUUCAGGGAGGUAUUCUGAUGGAAGACUGAUUAUAGAUUUCAUUGCCAAGAGCCUCAAUCUCCCAUAUCUCAGUGCAUAUCUAAAUUCCUUGGGUACAAGCUUCACACAUGGUGCAAAUUUUGCCACUGGAGGAUCCACCAUCAGAUUGCCAUCUAGUGUUAUACCUAGUGGUAUAUCGAGUCCUUUUUUUCUUGAUGUGCAAUUCCAGCAAUUCAUGCAAUUCAAGAACAGGUCAAAAUUGAUAAGGAAACAAGGUGGUGUAUUUGCAAAAUUGAUGCCCAAGGAAGAGUAUUUUCGAAAUGCUUUGUACACAUUCGACAUCGGUCAGAAUGAUCUUGAAGCUGGACUUUUGCAUAACAUGUCCUUUGAGGAAGUGAAAGCUUCUGUCCCUGAAAUUCUCAAUAGGUUCUCUGUGAACAUUAAGAAUAUAUCCAAUUGGGGAGGUAGAUCAUUUUGGAUUCACAACACAGGACCGAUUGGUUGUCUUCCUUAUAUUCUAACAAAUUUUCCCUCAGCAGAAAGGGACAAUGCCGGUUGUGCAAAACCUUUCAAUGAAGUAGCUCAGUAUUUUAAUUCCAGGUUGAAGGAGACCAUAGCACAACUCAGGAAUGAUAUUCCCUCAGCUGCAUUCACAUACGUUGACAUCUAUUCUGUCAAGUAUUCUUUAAUCAGCCAAGCACAAAAAUACGGAUUUGAGCUUCCACUGGUUGCAUGCUGUGGAUAUGGAGGAAAAUAUAAUAAUAGCAAUACUGCUAGAUGUGGAAGUCCAGCAAUUAUAAAUGGUACCCAAAUAUUUAUGGACUCAUCAUGUGAUCAACCUUCAGUUCGAGUGAGUUGGGAUGGAGUUCACUACACUGAAGCUGCCAACAAAUUUACUUUCGAUCAAAUUUCUACUGGAGGAUUCUCCGACCCGCACAUUCCCUUGAAUUUGGCAUGUCAUAGGACUACUAAUUAA